Molecule: messenger RNA, 622 nt
Organism: Micropterus salmoides (largemouth bass)
Lineage: Eukaryota; Metazoa; Chordata; Actinopteri; Centrarchiformes; Centrarchidae
Gene: sst1.2
Product: somatostatin 1, tandem duplicate 2
Exons: 4
Coding region: 84-470 (128 amino acids)
Biological process (GO): regulation of cell migration
Cellular component (GO): extracellular region
Molecular function (GO): hormone activity
Source: RefSeq, a predicted model, not a curated record
GCGCUGCGCUCAGAGGACCAGGACCAGAGGUAAGCCCAGAACCAGAGCCAGGACAAGCAGAAGAUACCAGACCAGCAGACAGUAUGCAGUUCAUUGUUCGUUGUCCCGCCAUCUUGGCUCUCAUGGCAUUGGUUCUGUGCGGUCCAGGUGUUUCCUCUCAGCUCGACCGAGAUCAGGACCAGUACCAGAACCAGGACCUUGACCUGGAGCUGCGUCAGCACAGGCUGCUGCAAAGAGCUCGCAGCGCCGGACUCCUGUCACAGGACUGGAGUAAACGUGCGGUGGAGGACCUGCUGGCUCAGAUGUCUCUGCCAGAGGCCGACGCCCAGCGGGAGGCAGCAGUCGUUUCCAUGGCAGCAGGAGGAAGAAUGAACCUGGAGCGGUCCGUCGACCCCCCCAACAACCUGCCCCCCCGUGAACGCAAAGCUGGCUGCAAGAAUUUCUACUGGAAGGGCUUCACGUCCUGUUAAAGUUAAAGAUGACACCUCGCCUUCAUCAGACCAGUUGACCAAUCCCAGAUUACCUGACCUUCACCUGAGCAAUUUCACGGACCAAUCAGCAGCUGUCUGGCUGCAGUGUACCAGAAUAAUUAAUGUAAUUAUCAAUUAAAGAGAGAAAUCAG